This is a messenger RNA of Adineta ricciae, 1386 nucleotides long. Lineage: Eukaryota; Metazoa; Rotifera; Eurotatoria; Adinetida; Adinetidae. The record is from the annotation of a GenBank genome assembly.
AUGCGCUUGUGUAAGACACCCAUGUUUGGAUUUUUCCGAAAAGAGAAUGAGAGAAAAAGGUUUUUUCACAUCGCGUACUUCCAAAACAAAAUAUUUAUAAUGAAUACUUUCGCUACUUUGACGCGCACACCAAGCAAUGGUAUCAAUGAUAAGAUUCUAUUCGCGAAUCCCAUUGACAUACUCGAUCUACAGAAGUCAACAAAUCCUAGUCAAUCCCCAAACACAUGGGACACUAUUGAAGACAUUAGAUUAGAAGACUAUUCCUUCGACUUUUUGGAUGGUGAUGUAUUCGGUGAUAUAGAAAUUUCACCCAACAACACGUACCAAAAAUCCGAUACAGUCUAUCCAGUGUCUGAUCAAACUCAGUCCAACAAUGUUCAACAAUCGUCUGGCUAUCCGUCUGAAAGUCCGCUGAAAUCAAACUUGAACUCUGUACGAUCUAAACCUAUUGAAAUUGUCUCACCUCCUCGUACUGAGUUUCGUCCUCGUACAGAACGAGAAAGUCGAGAUUCCUCGCACUUCUUACGAUGCGACAAGACGAGUAAACACGAACAUCCUACCAUAAAACUUCAAUCGGAUUGGCAUCCCGGCCAAAACAUUAUUAAAGUGACUCUUGUCAAGGUGGAUCAUCAACCUCAUGUCUAUACACUCGAGAACAAAGAACGUAAAACGUCGUCUUUUAUAUUCAAGACAGACGAGCCACAUACCCUUUACUUCCAUUUGACCAAAGAAGAUUGUGAAAAAGGCGAAAAAACACUCCAUAUCGAGUUCAUCAAAGGGAAACAAGUUGGUGAAAUCACGAAAGAAAAAAUUUCUAAGGAGCAACUGAACCUAUCAAAACUUUCUUUUACAUGUAUGCAUCGUCUUCCUAAUGGCUCCUACGUAGCUGAUGAAGCUACUACUGCUUAUUCUGAUACAAUGGCUGAGAAAUACGGUGAAUUCAAAAUCCUGGAUGUCUUUCAAAAGUAUGGCCCAAUGUGCGGCAAUCAAAAGGUGUGCAUAGAAACCAAGGGCCCUCUCCCGAAAGACUACAAACAAAACCUCGUUUUGAAAAUUCAAGAUAACGGUCAUGAGUCGUCGAUUCCCAUCGAAAAGAUGCAAAAGAACGGAAACAACUUCACUUUCCUCAUGCCGAAAUAUCCGGAUCCAUUCUGUGAGCGUGCCACUGUUCGUAUUACCAUCGAAUAUGAGCAAGAUGUGAUCUACGAAGAUGAUUAUACGUAUUUGAGAAUUUUAGAUCGAGCAUUUGUGAACGAUCAAACAGACGGAUACGUUGCGCCGAAUACAAUUACUGGACAGCUGCAACACGAUGAUUCUGAAGUUUUCGACUUUUUCACCGAUUCACCGGCGACAAGUCUGCCGGCGAAACGCCUUCGACGAUCAUGA